AGUCAAGAGAGCACAGGCUCGACUGCAAGAUGAAGUCGAUUGCUUUGUUGGUGUUGGGCCUGGCCGCCAUGGCCUCGGCUCACAUUGAUUUGGACGUGCAUCUGUCAGUCACGAUGGAUAUUAAGCAGAAGCAAAUGUUCAUUUUGAAAUUACUGAACCAUGUCGUUGAGCCGGUGAUGUACGAGGACAUCAAAGAAAUUGGAAUGAACUUUAAGAUCGAAGAAAAUGUUAACUUAUACACCAGAACUGACGUCGUUAAAAAUUUUGUCAACUGGGUAAAAAUGGGAAUGCUGCCCCGUGGUGAAAUAUUCACUAUUCAUGUCGACCGCCAACUUAAGGAAGUCGUCUCCAUGUUCCACUUGCUCUACUACGCCAAAGACUUCAAUACGUUCAUAAAAACGGCUUGCUGGAUGCGCCUCUACAUGAACGAGGGUAUGUUCGUGUACGCUCUCACAGUGGCAGUCAGACAUCGUGAAGACUGCAAGGGAAUUAUUCUGCCGCCUCCUUACGAAAUCUACCCGUACUACUUUGUACGUGCCGACGUUAUUCAAAAGGCUUAUCUAUUAAAGAUGAAGAGAGGACUCUUAGACGCUAAGCUUUGCGAUUUCUACGGUAUCACGAAGACUGACAAGGGCGUCUAUGUUAUUGACGAGAACAUUUUCGACACACGUGUUUACCUUAGCGACGAAGACACGCUCAGAUAUUUCACUGAGGAUAUUGAUCUAAACACUUACUACUAUUACUUCCAUGUGGACUAUCCCUUCUGGAUGAAGGAUAACGUUAUUGAUAAACUAAAAAUGCGUAGGUGGGAGCUCAAUUUGUAUGUUUGGCAGCAAAUCCUAGCAAGGUACUACCUGGAACGCUUGUCCAACGGACUGGGUGAGAUUACUACAUUGACAUGGAACAAACCCAUUAGAAAGGGUUACUGGCCAUGGAUGCUACUGCACAAUGGUGUCCAAUUACCACUAAGACCGAACAACUACGUUCUUGUUGGUGACAAGGAUAUCAACGUUGUGCGUUUAGUCGAAAACUACGAAAUGAUUAUUAAAGAUGCUAUCAUUAAGGGUUACAUAGAUAUCAAUGGUAUCCGAUUGGAUCUGGUCAAAUAUGAAGAUGUUGAGACUCUAGGAAAGAUUGUUUUCGGAAAAAUCGACAAGGUUGAAGUUGACAAAUUCCACAUCGAUGCUUACCGCUAUCUGCUUAUCAUCAUGAAAUCCGUAAUGGGACUUAAUACGUUUAAUUCUGACAAAUACUUUGUCACACCAACUGUUCUCGACAUCUAUCAAACUGCUCUCCGUGACCCGAUCUUCUAUCAACUACAGAAACGUUUGUGUGACUUGCUGAUCCUAUUCAAGAAACGACUGCCCUGCUACACAAAGGAGGAACUCUUCUUCCCUGGAGUAAAGAUUGAUAACAUCGUUGUUGAUAAAUUGGUAACAUACUUUGACAACUACCUGAUGGAUAUGACAAACGCCGUUACAUUAACUGGUGAUGAACUUAAAAAGACUACCUCAGAUAUGGUAUUCUUGGUACGCAAACGUCGUCUUAACCACCAACCGUUCACAAUCACACUUGAUAUUCAGUCCGAUAAAACUGUUGACUGUGUGGUGAGGUUAUUCUUGGGACCGAAGGAAGAUCACUGGGGCCGCUUGAUUGAUCUCGACCAGAACCGCGUAAACUUUGUCGAAUUAGACUCAUUCCUUUACAAAUUGAACACUGGCAAGAACACCAUUGUCAGAAAUUCGAUGGACAUGCACAACUUGGUGCGCGAUCGUAUCAUGACACGUGACUUGUGGAAGAAGAUUGACACAAUGACCGAUAUGAGGGAUCUGCUAAUGAAGGACUUGAGGAACUAUCACACUGGAUUCCCGACGAGGCUCCUGUUACCUAAGGGUCGCAUCGGCGGUAUGAACUUCUUGCUGUACGCCAUCGUAACUCCGUUGAAGUUGGUUGAUAACGUUGACAUAAACAUACUUGAUACCAACCGCAGAGACUUGGUUGUAGAUUUCAGGUCCACCGUUCUUCUUGACAAAAUGCCAUUAGGUUUUCCGUUUGACCGUACUAUCGAUGUUGCUAAGUUCUUAACACCUAACAUGAAGUUCGUCAAUGUUGUGAUCUUCCACAAGAAGCAAGUCUGCGAUAUGAAGACCAGAUGGGAUCGUUGGGUGCUGAAAAACUACAAUAUGAUUGACCGAACUAUAGUAGGAGUGGACGAUUACAUGACAGAUGUUGACAUCAAUAAAAAGGUAGACAAAGAUGUUAACCUUUUUGACUUGUAAAUAUAAA
Papilio machaon (common yellow swallowtail) is the source of this 2286-nucleotide messenger RNA. Its product is annotated as basic juvenile hormone-suppressible protein 2. The record is from RefSeq and is a predicted model, not a curated record. The transcript is spliced from 5 exons. Lineage: Eukaryota; Metazoa; Arthropoda; Insecta; Lepidoptera; Papilionidae. Bases 30 to 2279 code for a protein of 749 amino acids.